Messenger RNA from Metschnikowia bicuspidata var. bicuspidata NRRL YB-4993, 1475 nucleotides. RefSeq lists its product as uncharacterized. Bases 211 to 1302 code for a protein of 363 amino acids. The record is from RefSeq and is a predicted model, not a curated record. NCBI's taxonomy places the organism in Eukaryota, Fungi, Ascomycota, Pichiomycetes, Serinales, Metschnikowiaceae. The transcript has 2 exons.
UCAACAUGUGCGUGUGCUUGCCGUGCGCCGUGUUCUGGAGGAGCGCCUGGUAGCACCACAAGAUCUCCUCCACGUCCAUCUGGAGCGCGUGCACGCUGUGCUGGCCCAUGCGGAGUCCAAGUUCGGGAACCUCGAGGAACGCCGUGCCGUGCCCGUGCUGCAUCUCGUCGAGACGCAGGAGAAACCCGAGGAACUGCUGCACCGACCCGCAUGUGCCCGACGGGUGCUCCAACGGCUUCAAGCCCGGGAGGCUGCAUCCGGGUGCCUUUCCCUGGAACUGUAGCAAGUACCGACUUUCGUCCACCUGCACGACAAGCGGGAUGUCGAGCUGCGCAAGGGAGACUCUGGGCUCUUGCGAGCCCCCGACACUUUCAUCGCUGCUAUCAACAGUUGGUCCUUUCGUGCCGUCGCCGCUCGCUUCCCACCGUGCAUAGUCUUCACUGUAAAAGCCAGAACCCUCGCCCGCGUCGUCUCCGGCUACUUCCCUCUCCUGGCCGCUGCCCUUAUCGAUCUCAUCAUCGAUAUCGUUGCAUCCCUGAGGGUCAACAUGGCCAUCUCCUUCUUGGUCGGUGUCACUAUCGCUCUCCUUGGCAAUGUCAUUUUCAAUCUCCGGGUCAAUGUCACUAUCACUCUCCCGGCCAAUGCCAUUGUCGAUCUCCUGGUCAACAUCAUCCGCGCUGUUUUCGCUGGCUUCGUCAAUGUAAUCGCCCGCAAUUUCAGUCUCCCCGGCAAUCCCGUUUCUUCCCUCCAAAGCGUCUGGUGGACUGCUGCAUGACCCAUCUUCGAUAUCUACAAUGGAAAGCGGCAAGUCUUCUGCACCAGCGUAAGCCCCGUCAUCUUGUACACUGCACACUUCGCCCUCGUUGGGGGGAUAUGUGUUUAUCAAAUCCUCGUCCCCAUCGAGCUCUUCGUUGGUUGCUUCCCCAUACGUGGAGCCCUCUGCCUCGCUUUCCAAAUUAUCGAUAUCCUCCUCGCUGUCCAACUCAAUGGCCAGCUCCUCUCGAUUAUAAGCCAAUCCAGGCCCGAUUCGUGAUACCUCCUCCAAUACCUCCACCUCACUAUCGUCAAUAUGGACACUUCCGUCGCUUUCAUCAUGGAGCUCCUCAUUAUUAUUCGUUUUCUAGCGCCAACUUUGCUGUGCUGGCAGCGGUGGGUGAUGCCAUAAUGUCAGCAGGGAUCUCGCUCGCUGCGUCCAAAUCUUCCAGAGUAUUAGUGGGGCUCUCCAUGAAUCACAAGCUAGGAUCUAGAAAGAUAUUGUUGUUGGCUAUUAAGGGGAAGUGUACGAAGAAGAAUGGAUUCUAGCGUAGUUUAUGCAAAGAACGUCUGUCGCUACUCUGAGCAAACGCGGGUGUUGUCUCCGCAGUUCAACGCGCACCGUGCGCUCUGCCGUUCGUCCUGCAGAUACCAGGUCACCUUUAGUCUUCGGAAAGCAUCACUUUGAUACGUUUCAUGGUUGCGAGUAUUCAUUGACCUCC